This is a messenger RNA of Thlaspi arvense, 3479 nucleotides long. The record is from the annotation of a GenBank genome assembly. NCBI's taxonomy places the organism in Eukaryota, Viridiplantae, Streptophyta, Magnoliopsida, Brassicales, Brassicaceae.
AUUAAAUCACUCCUCAUUUCCCCUUUACCUUGGCUGAAGGAUCAUAUUUUUACUCUAACCCAACUCUAAUCAUUUUAUAGCCAGCUAAUAAUUUCCCAACUUCACUACUUAACCGAUGUGGGAUAUUUCUCAAUUUCUCUCUUCUUCACUAAAACAACCCAAAUUAGCCAUUGACGGUGAAGCAUUCAAUUUUUUUUCGAGCAUGACGACUACUACAACGACGACGAUCUCUCAGCAUGAUUUCUACAGUGAUGGAGAUUCGGAAAAGUCCAUUUCUGUAUCUGUUAUUGAGAAUAUGAAGGAAGAGUAUGGUUUGUUUGUUUGGCCAUGUAGCGUUAUCCUCGCUGAGUAUGUCUGGCAACAGAGAUCUCGAUUUCGCGGGUCUAUGAUUCUCGAACUAGGAGCUGGCACUUCCUUGCCCGGUUUAGUAGCUGCAAAAGUCGGGGCUGAUGUAACCCUUACCGAUGAUUCAAGUAAAGCAGAGGUAAUGGGACUCACUUGGGGAGUGUGGGAUGCACCAAUAUUUGAACUGCGGCCUAACAUUAUACUUGGGGCUGAUGUUUUUUAUGAUUCAAGUGCGUUCGAUGAUCUCUUUGCCACCGUCUCGUUUCUGCUUCAAAGUUCUCCAGAUGCUGUUUUUAUCACUACGUAUCAUAACAGGAGUGGACAUCAUCUAAUCGAGUUCCUGAUGGUGAAAUGGGGUCUAAAGUGCGUUAAACUUGUGGAUGGUUUCUCAUUUUUGCCAUCUCGCAAGGCAUCUGUACUAAGCGGCAACAUUCAGCUGGUUGAGAUCAUAUUGAGUUCUGAAGAACCAGCUGCUUAGGACUCCUACAGCUAUCUAUCUGACUGGAAUGAUCAUAGCCAGAGCCCAGAGGCCAAAGAUAAACACUGUUCUUGACGUUCAUAUAUAUAUCAAGCAAAGCCUUGUUGAUGAAGAUAUUAGCUUCAACUUUCAAGACCAGACUUGAGAACAUUGGUGUAUAAGCAAGAUGAAUCAUCUGAAAGCUGCUCACCAAGGCAGCGCAGACAUGGCUUAUACUGAAUUGACUGUUGUGAUUAUUGACCAAGUUAAGAAUCGGUUGAUAAUCAAUCUACCUACAUUACAUUAACAUAGAACAUUGACCAUACGUGUGUGUACACCUUGAAUCUUUGUUUGCUGUAUCUUAUAUUACAAACUUAAAUGUUCUCAAAUGGUGUUUCUACUGAUUCUAGCUUACACAACCAAGAUUACAUAACAAGGUGACAAGAACCUCAUGAAUCGCGUGCUAAACUUAACCAAGAUUAGAAUCAGAAUCAAAACCAUAACAAAAGAGAAAGCAUAGAGAUGGGUUUCACUUGAAAGUCCCUAAGAAGAGAUGUACAAAUCGAGCUCCGACUCAUCAAAAUGAAAACUAACUCUAAAAUCCGAUAAAGCUUACAUAACUCUUUUGGAUUUAGAUUCAUCUUCUUCCUCAUCGAGUAAUUCUCAAGAAACAGCGCAAAGGUAGCCGUGGAACAAACACCAGAAUAAGACUAGAGUGGUCUCUCAAGUGUUUUCAGUGAUUCUUAGCCGAGCAGGCUCUUCACUCUGUUCUUUCCUUCUCCAGAAGGCCCGUCUCCACCAAACUUCAAAGCCUCUCUGGAUGUUGGGACAGUCUUUUGAAUUCAAGAACCGAUCAAACCAAGCUAGGAAGAACUCUUGUUGCCAAGCAAGAGGCAGAGUGAGAAUGGUGUUGCUUAAACCAUCCUCGAUCAAAUACCGAUCAAGCCCUUUCGACGCUCUCUUCAUCCACGGGAAAUCAUCGUAGAAAGGUGUCAACCAGUUCCUCAGCAGCAAACACCUCACUUCCUUCGGUGUCAGAAUCUGUCCCUUUCCAAUACCAACAAAGAUCCUCGCUGUUACGCUGCUAACCUCAUACCUGUGAACGACGGGAACCUUAGCAUGCACCUCGGAUAGCUCAGAGAGAGAAGCCCACAUCACAAGAAACUCCUCAGCUAUCUGUCUAUCUAUCAAAAUGUCCAAAAUCCAGUGCAGAUUAUCCGCUUGUCUCGCUAUCUGAUCCACAUCCUCCAAAUCCGACUCUGCCGCUUGUAGAAACUGCCGCUUAAGCUUAUGCAAACACCCGUCACAGGCCAAGUACAACGACUCUUUCCUAAGAUCAUUUCCCGAAGAGUUUUCUCUAAGCAUUUUGGAGACAAGUGUUUUCAUGUCGCGCCUCGCUUUCUCGUCUUUGCCCUCGAGAACUAUGUGCAGAAGGUUUAGAAGCACCUCGUCGUUGCUGCUGCCACCGUUACUUCCACUGUUCCCGUUGCUAGCGUCUACAGAAACCCUUCUCAGAACUUCUGUUGCCCCUACGUUUUCAAGGUGUAGCUCAGACAACAACGAAGCAAUCCUGUAUUCUUCAUCCUCGGACCAUGGUGCUGCUUCCAAGUACUCAAGACACGAAAGUACUCCAGCGUCGAACCCAAUUGCUGCUGAAACCUUCAAAAUACCAAGAACCCUAGACACGUCCUGUCUCAUCAUCUUCUUUCUUAGAUCCCUACAGUACAUUAGCAUCAGCGUCUCGAUGUACACCUCAACGUCAUCACAAUCCGAAAUCUCGACAAUGUACGGGGAAGAAGACGGAGGCAGCUGCUGCUUCGACCAUCGAUCUGAUAACUUCAUAGCGAAAAACCUGCUGUGAGCUACAAGAAUCUGCCUGUGAACGCACAUCGUGAUGCUAAUCCCAUCCUUAGAGCUCAGAGUCAGCUUAACAUCACUCGAAGUCGGAUCGUUGAACUGAUUCCCGGGGCUCCGAAUCACCAGAAGAUCCGAAAUCCGCUGCAUUGCAAGCGCCUGCUUAUCCUGAGCCGAAAUGACGAGAUGAUUCCCAUUCGUCGUCCUCGCAGCCACAGCCGCCGCCGAAGAAGAGGAGGACGAAGACGAAGACGGAAGCACGCCGUUCUGGAUCUGAACCGGAACUCUGCCUAUAGUAUCAGCUUCGCUAGCCAUCAUCUCGAAUAGCGUUGGACUUGAUCGCGACUUGUCGAGCAUGGCCGGAGGCGGAGGAGGAGACAUUGGAUUCAAAAGACCCGCCGUUAAAGCGGAGUUAAACUUAGUGAAGCUCGAAGGGAAGGAAGAGUCACGCGGCGAACUGUAACCGUUCGCCGUCUUAGACGCAGUCGUCGUCGUCGCCGUAGAGAAGUCCAUAACCGGAGAGACGCAGACUUAGGAUCCGAGCACGAACGUAAAAACGGGUCGGGUCGAAAUUUCCGGGUUCAAAGGAGGAGAAACUGGUGGUGUAGUCACUAGACUCACUACAGAAGGAACAUAACCGUGGAGGAGAAGAUGGAAACCGGGUCGGUUUCCGGGUCAAAAACUCGGAAUUAACGGACUUGACCCUGACCCGUAAACCCGAGAUUUUUGUAGUUGGUCGUUUGAAUCUCGUGAUUGUAAUUGAUGCCAUGAGGCAUCGUCAGUGCCAGAAAUGAUAAAUGCGCAUCGCUUAGAAUUUAGUGCA